AAAGUUGGAGGGUACAUUGCCUCGGCUGACUUCAAAAUGGCUUCUCUCAAGAUCGUUCUUGCUAUCUCCCUUCUUGCCACCUGCGCUUUGGGUGGUCGAAUCUAUGGAGGGCAUGGUGGAGGUAUCAUUGGAGGUCAUGGAGGCCUCGGAGGUCAUGGAGGCAUUGGAGGUGGUAUCAUUGGAGGCCAUGGAGGCAUUGGAGGAGGAUUUGGACAUGGCGGAGGUUUUGGAGGAGGCGUAGGCCAUGGAGUUUCAAUCACACCAGGUAUUGGAGGACUUGUAAGUUCUUCCGUAAGUUAUGGAAGACCUGGCUUUGGCCAUGGAAUCGGUGGAGGUCAUGGAAUCGGUGGAGGUCAUGGAAUCGGUGGAGGUCAUGGAAUCGGAGGACAUGGAGGUUCUAUCAUUGGAGGAUCCGGUCUCUAUGGCAGGUGGUAAAUAGAUAUAACAAAUCUGAAGAUGCCUUUAUCACAAGAAAGCUUUUCGUUAUAAUAAAUCAAUAAAUUACAAAUUACGGU
Macrobrachium nipponense is the source of this 515-nucleotide messenger RNA. RefSeq lists its product as uncharacterized. The transcript is spliced from 2 exons. The record is from RefSeq and is a predicted model, not a curated record. Lineage: Eukaryota; Metazoa; Arthropoda; Malacostraca; Decapoda; Palaemonidae. The coding region runs from base 37 to 435 and encodes 132 amino acids.